AUGGCGGUGGUGAGCGGAGUAGAAAGGCUGGAGGUCUCCAUAGACGGGCUGACACUGAGCCCCGACCAGGAGGAAGAGCCGCCACAGGGGGCGGAGGAAGAAGGGGAGCCGGCGGUGGAGGAGGAGGACGAGGCCGGACAGCUCAGCAUGGAGCAGCGCUGGGGCUUCAGCCUGGAGGAGCUAUACUCACUGGCACUGAAAUUCUUCAAAGAAAAGGAUGGGAAGGCUUUCCACCCAACCUAUGAAGAGAAACUGAAGCUGGUGGCUCUUCAUAAACAGGUUCUCCUGGGGCCUUACAACCCCGACACUUGCCCUGAAGUUGGCUUCUUCGAUGUCCUUGGCAAUGACAGAAGGAAAGAAUGGGCUGCCCUUGGCAAUAUGAGCAAACAGGAAGCCAUGACUGAGUUUGUGGGGCUGCUGAACCGAUGUUGUCACCUGUUCUCCACAUAUGUUACAUCACAUAAAAUAGAGAAAGAGGAGCAGGAGAGGAAGAGGAGAGAAGAGGAGGAGCGCAGGAGGCGGGAAGAAGAAGAACGACAACGUCUGCUUAGAGAAGAGGAGAAGCGGAGAAGGGAGGAAGAGGAGAGAUUGCGGAGAGAGGAGGAGGAGAGGAUGCGCGCUGAAGAUGAGCGAUUCCGCAUGGAGCAGCAGAAGCAGCAAAUCAUGGCAGCUCUGAACUCACAGACAGCUGUUCAGUUUCAGCAGUACGCAGCACAGCAGUACCCCGGAAACUUUGAGCAGCAACAGAUCCUUAUCCGACAACUGCAAGAACAGCAUUACCAACAGUACAUGCAACAGCUCUACCAAGUUCAGCUGGCACAGCAACAGGCUGCACUACAGAAACAACAGGAGGCGGCAUUAGCCGGAAGUGGUUCUCCAGUGAACUCUCCCACUAAGGCAAGCUCAGGAAGUGCAAUGGCAACCGGAGAAUCCCCCUCUGUGAAUGGUCAGAGUCACCCGCACAUAGAUGGCACAGAGACCGAAUUGGAACCUGACCCCCUUGAUGAUAUCCUAGAGAAUGGGCCAAAAGAGACUACGCCGGUGAUAGCCGCUCCUUCCAUGUGGACCCGACCACAGAUUAAAGAUUUCAAGGAGAAGAUCCGUCAGGACGCAGAUUCAGUGAUCACUGUAGGACGAGGGGAGGUGGUGACAGUCAGAGUCCCCACACACGAAGAGGGAUCCUACCUCUUCUGGGAGUUUGCCACAGAUAAUUUUGACAUUGGUUUUGGGGUUUACUUUGAAUGGACAGACUCCCCGAACACAGUGGUCAGUGUUCACGUCAGUGAAUCCAGCGAGGAUGAGGAGGAGGAUGAAGAAAACCCGAACAGUGAAGAGAAAACCAAGAAGAAUUCCAACAAGCCUCAGGUGGAUGAAAUAGUACCGGUAUACAGGCGGGAUUGUCAUGAAGAAGUUUACGCCGGAAGUCACCAGUACCCUGGCAGGGGGGUCUACCUGCUGAAAUUUGACAACUCUUACUCCUUGUGGAGGUCAAAGUCUGUCUACUACAGAGUGUACUACACCAGAUAA
This is a messenger RNA of Staurois parvus, 1527 nucleotides long. The record is from the annotation of a GenBank genome assembly. NCBI's taxonomy places the organism in Eukaryota, Metazoa, Chordata, Amphibia, Anura, Ranidae.